AUGUCUAUAACCGCACCGCCAAUGUACACCGCAGCCAUCCCAUCCUCACCCACAACCCACGAAACCCCCACAACUCACAUCUCCCUCACCCCCUUCCCCCUCAGCCCCCAAACCGCUACCACAUUUGUCCGCUCCCCUUCCGCCGGCGCCACUGUCCUCUUCAUCGGCACCACGCGUGACUCCUUCAACAACCUUCCCGUCAGCUCGCUCGCAUACACAUCAUACAUCCCACUCGCCAUCUCCACAUUAACAUCCAUCGCGAACGCCAUGCUUGUAAAGCACGCGCUAACCAAAAUCGCGAUUGUCCAUCGACUGGGUGACGUGCCAAUUGGCGAGGAGAGUAUUGUGAUUGCGGUGAGUGCGCCGCAUCGACAAGCGGCUUGGAAGGCGGGAGAAGAGGCGCUGGAGGAAACGAAGAGGAGAGCAGAGAUUUGGAAACUGGAGAAGUUUGUGGGUGGAGAGGGGGUGUGGAGGGCGAAUAGGGAUGGGGUUAUGGGGGUUAGAGUUGGAGAAGGA
Lindgomyces ingoldianus is the source of this 516-nucleotide messenger RNA. RefSeq names its product molybdenum cofactor synthesis protein-like protein 2 large subunit. Gene Ontology annotation, molecular function: molybdopterin synthase activity. The transcript has a single exon. Gene Ontology annotation, biological process: Mo-molybdopterin cofactor biosynthetic process. The record is from RefSeq and is a predicted model, not a curated record. The annotation marks the transcript as partial. Lineage: Eukaryota; Fungi; Ascomycota; Dothideomycetes; Pleosporales; Lindgomycetaceae. Gene Ontology annotation, cellular component: cytosol.